UGACUGAAAUAUAAUUCAAGCGAUCCUCAAUCGUAUUUGUCGAGGAACUUUUGUCUCCUGCCAUCGAUUCGUUUUAAUGUCUAAAUAUUACCACUUCUAGGAUGACCAUUUGCUACUACUAUCAACAGGGCCGAUGCUCGUUCGGCAAUCAAUGCCGCUUCGCGCAUCCCGCACCCAACCGUUCAAGUGAGGACAUGACCAAUACGUUGGUGAAAACCGUGGAACUGGACAUGGAGACAUGGGAGAAGGGACAUCAAUGGGUGUUUUCGUGCUAUGCUCCCGCCAAGGAAGUCCAUUGCUUUCCAGACAUUGAUGACAUCAGUCCCGAAGAGAUGCGGUUUGAGGCAUACGCCAGUCGAGACUCCAAUACAAGUCAAGCAUAUCAACAAAAGUUCCAAGAGCUGCUGAGCAGUUAUGCUCUGAAACGAAAAGCCCUCGCAAAACCGAGUGAAGAGAUCAAGGGCAUUCUUCGGAGACUUUAUGCCAAAGAAAAGGUGGUUUUACCACCGGGAUCAAAUGUGUUCAAUGCCGCGGCCAAUGUCGGGAGCAUCUUCGGGGGCAGUGCCACUACCGCGAACUCUUCCAACAUUUUCCAAAACCGAACCAACCAACAACCCUUUGGCGGCACGCAAAGCAAUGCCGCUUCCAUUUUUGGAGGAGGUCAGCCAACGCCUUCCAACUCUAUUUUUGGUGGUGGAUCAACAUCGCUAACCGGGGGCAAGCCCGCGAUAUUUGGUGGUGGUUCAACCGCGAAUAAUCAAAGUGCGCCAAGCCCAUUCUCCUCAGGGAUUCCAAAUGGCUCUUCAUCCAUUUUUGGAGGAGCUAGUACAACGCAAUCUCCAGGAUCCUCCAUAUUUGGAGGAGCUAAUCAAAACCAAGCAUCCCCUUCGACAUUUACAUCGAGUACCAAAUCGCCCUUUGGUCAAAGCCCCUUUGGUCAGCCUACUGCCAACACGUCGAGCAUCUUCGGGGGUAGCUCCCAACCUCAAAUGCAACAGUCCAUGUCCGGGACUAAUACUACGUUUGGACAACCCCAGAAUUCUAAUCCAAGUGGGAGUGUCUUUGAUCAGGGUCAAUCAAAACUGUCGUCACCUUUCAGUGGCAGCUCCAUUUCGAACCAAGGACCAUCGGUGUUUGGUGGGCAGAUGGCAAACUCGCCAUCAACGAAUAGUCCAUUUGGCGGAGGAUCCAGUGCCCCUCAAACGGCAGCCAAUCCGUUUUCUAGCCCGUCCGUCGCGCAAUCUCCUUUUGGUAACUCUCCCCAGGGUGCAAACACGCCCCCCUCGAACGUACCCUCUCCUUUUGUAACUACUGCUCAAGGCAUUGGAAAUCAGAGCACAUUCUCAAACCCUCCCCCUCCUCUUCCAAGUAGAUCUAUUGGAGGAGCUGCUCCAUCCAAUCCAUUCCUAUCCCAAAGUGCCAACUCCACAAAUGCUGGAGGUUUAUUUGCUGCAGUCGGGGGUGGAAGUGGGUCAACCGGCCUUUUUGGCCAAAAGCUACCUGAAAUGACCGAUCCUUAUCGGUACACUCCACUCGAUCAGUUCAGCCCAGAGGAGCUAGCUGUGUUAAAAGGCGAGGAAUUUGAAUUAGGGCGAAUUCCAGAAAGACCACCUCCUCUUGAAUUAUGUUUUUGAAAUGGAAAGAAGUACAGAUACGCCACAAAUA
Messenger RNA from Tigriopus californicus, 1665 nucleotides. Its product is annotated as nucleoporin NUP42-like. The record is from RefSeq and is a predicted model, not a curated record. The transcript has a single exon. NCBI's taxonomy places the organism in Eukaryota, Metazoa, Arthropoda, Copepoda, Harpacticoida, Harpacticidae. Gene Ontology annotation, molecular function: metal ion binding. Bases 102 to 1634 code for a protein of 510 amino acids.